Molecule: messenger RNA, 888 nt
Organism: Trichoderma citrinoviride
Lineage: Eukaryota; Fungi; Ascomycota; Sordariomycetes; Hypocreales; Hypocreaceae
Product: Aldo/keto reductase
Exons: 2
Coding region: 1-888 (295 amino acids)
Molecular function (GO): oxidoreductase activity
Source: RefSeq, a predicted model, not a curated record
AUGGCGCAACUCAGCCUCUCGUCCAAGUACAAGAUGCUCUCGGGCUACGAGAUCCCCGUCCUGGGCUUCGGUACCGCAGCUUCACCAGAGAAAAACUUCACCAUCGGCCACGAGAAAUCCGUCGCAGCAAACGUGCACGCCCUGAAAUGCGGCUACCGGCACUUUGACUCGGCGCGCCUGUACAACAGCGAGCGGGCCUGCGGCGAAGCCAUCCGCGCCUCCGGCCUCCCGCGCGGCGAAGUCUUCGUCACGACCAAGGUGUUUGAGGCCGGGUACGAGAAGACGAAGCAGGCGGUGGAGGCGAGUCUGCAGGAGACGGGGCUCGAGUACAUCGACCUGUACCUGAACCACGGUCCGUACGGGGGGCCGGAGGUGAGAAAGGGCACGUGGAGGGCCUUGGUGGAGGCGCAGAAGGAGGGCAAGGUCCGGUCCAUUGGCGUGUCCAACUACGGGGUGCACCACCUCGAGGAGACGCUGGCGUACAUCGAGGAGCUCGAGGGCGAGCUGGGCAAGGGCAACGCGGGCGAGCUGAGCGUCGGGCAGUGGGAGCUGCACCCGUGGCUGGCGCACCCGGACAUUGUCGAGUGGUGCCGCAAGCACGGCGUCGUGGUCGAGGCGUACUGCCCGCUCGCCAAGGGGCAGAGGUUCGAGGAGCCGGCAGUCAAGGCGCUGGCGGACAAGUACGGGAAGAGCGGCGCGCAGGUUCUGCUGCGGUGGAGCUUGCAAAAGGGCUUUGUGCCGUUGCCCAAGAGCGAGACGCCGGCGAGGAUCGAGUCGAAUGCGGACGUGUUUGAUUUCGAGCUGACGGAGGAGGACAUGGCGUUGCUGGAGUUUGAUUCUUAUGCGCCUACGACGUGGGAUCCUACGGUUAGCCCUCUUGACAACUGA